AUGGUAUCACGUCGGAACAGGACCUUGCUGUCCUUGUCUAUCUUCAUCGGGGUGCUAGCAUGGAACGUUGCUGCAGCAGCCGUCAAGGGCGAGACCGGAGUGCCAGCGGGGAGCUUGAGUGCUCAUGAGAUUGAGGAGCAGCUGCAGGACUGUUCCCUCGUGCAAGCCCUCAACCACCACAAGGUCGCCAGCAACCCCACCACGUCGUCUGUUACGUCCCAAAUCUUUGCCUUUCUCUUCCCCGGAACCCCGGCAGUCAACGCUCUGCUUGCUACACUCUACAUCUCGGGCCCGCCAAACUUCCUCCUCGCACUAUGCCCGCCCAACAUCGACCCCUCCUCGCUGUCCAUCAUGGUAGCCUUUGCUGUUGGUGGACUGUUAGGUGAUACACUGUUCCACCUGUUACCCGAGAUCUUCCUGGGCGAGGAUGAACACGACAAAGUCAAGUUUGUCAUGGUGGAGCCAAACAAGAACCUGCUGCUGGGCGUGGCCAUCAUGGUGGGCUUCAUCACCUUUGUAGCUAUGGACAAGGGAUUGAGGAUCGCAACGGGCGGCGAGGGCGGACAUGACCACUCACACGGGCACUCGCAUGACAAGGUCGCUGUAACAGCGAAGACUACUGGCGCUGAGGCAAACACGUCCAAGGACUCGCUCCGCGCUCGAAAGUCUGCUGCGAAUGGCACCCAACCCACCACGCCGCUACCCACAGCGAGCGAGAAAGAGAUCAAUGCCAGCGUCAAGCUCGGUGGCUACCUUAAUCUGAUUGCAGACUUCACACACAACAUCACCGACGGCCUCGCCCUCAGCUCCUCGUUCUACGCCUCACCUACCAUUGGCGCAACCACCACCGUCGCUGUCUUCUUCCACGAGAUCCCACACGAGGUUGGCGACUUUGCGCUGCUCAUCCAGUCUGGCUUCAGCAAGCGCGCAGCCAUGGGUGCUCAGUUUGUGACUGCCGUUGGUGCCUUCUUGGGGACAUGCAUUGGCAUCGCUGUGCAAGAGUUUGGAGGCAGCUCAGCUUCGGCUGGUGUGCAGGGUCCUGGGCUCAUGGGCACGAGUCUGCAGUGGGGAGACAUGUUGCUGCCCUUCACAGCGGGUACGUUUCUGUAUGUCGGCACCGUGGCCGUCAUUCCCGAGCUGCUUGAGACGGGACCAAACAAGGGCCAGGAGCUCAGGAAGACGCUGAUGCAGUUCGCGGCCAUGUUCACGGGUGCGGGAAUCAUGUUGGCCAUCUCAUGGUCUUAG
Cucurbitaria berberidis CBS 394.84 is the source of this 1245-nucleotide messenger RNA. RefSeq names its product ZIP zinc transporter-like protein. Gene Ontology annotation, cellular component: membrane. Gene Ontology annotation, biological process: intracellular zinc ion homeostasis; zinc ion transmembrane transport. Bases 1 to 1245 code for a protein of 414 amino acids. The transcript is spliced from 3 exons. Gene Ontology annotation, molecular function: zinc ion transmembrane transporter activity. NCBI's taxonomy places the organism in Eukaryota, Fungi, Ascomycota, Dothideomycetes, Pleosporales, Cucurbitariaceae. The record is from RefSeq and is a predicted model, not a curated record.